This is a messenger RNA of Opisthorchis viverrini, 3045 nucleotides long. RefSeq lists its product as hypothetical. Gene Ontology annotation, cellular component: ribonucleoside-diphosphate reductase complex. Bases 1 to 3045 code for a protein of 1014 amino acids. NCBI's taxonomy places the organism in Eukaryota, Metazoa, Platyhelminthes, Trematoda, Opisthorchiida, Opisthorchiidae. The record is from RefSeq and is a predicted model, not a curated record. Gene Ontology annotation, biological process: deoxyribonucleotide biosynthetic process; DNA replication. The transcript is spliced from 15 exons. Gene Ontology annotation, molecular function: ribonucleoside-diphosphate reductase activity, thioredoxin disulfide as acceptor; ATP binding.
AUGUCGGAACAUAAACUAUUGAGGGAGUUUUCUGGAAUCGACAAAAUAUAUGUCCUUAAAAGAGAUGGCCGAACGGAGGGUGUUCACUGUGAGAAAAUCAGCAAACGUAUCCGCGCCCUAUGUUACGGUCUGGAUGAAUCGUGCAUCGAUAUCGGGGCGAGAUGGCCCAAGUGGUUAGAGCGCGAAUUUACUGACCGGAAGGUCCGUGGUUCGAAUCCGACCUCCGCCACUCGACUUCCCCUGUCUAGGCUUGGGCAACCCGGCAGUAUCCCAGCCCUCGUGCUUCCUUCGGGUGGCAUGGCAGCUAGGCAUCGGGAGGGUGCUACAGCUGAACGCUUUCUUUCUUUUCAUCAGAGCGCGAAUUUACUGAUCAGAAGAAUCGUGGUUCGAACCCGACCCCUGCAUCGCGACUUCCCCUGUCUAGGUUUCGGUAACCUAGCAGUAUCCCAGCCCUCGCGCUUCCUUCUGGUAACAUGGCAGCUAGGCACCGAAAGAGUGCUACAGCUGAAUGCUUUCCUUUCCUUUCUGCAGCCCGCAAUCACCCGUCGAGUAGUCACUGGAUUGUAUCCUGGGGUGACGACAUCCGAACUGGACAACUUGGCCGCUGAAGUAUGCGCCUGUAUGACAACACGACACCAUGCCUACGGGACCCCGGCCGCUCGCCUGGCUGUUUCUAAUUUGCAUAAAAACACGAAAGCGUCUUUUUCGGAAGUCAUGGAGGACCUGUAUGGCUACGUUAAUGAGCGCACCAAGCUUCACUCACCCAUAGUGAGUGAAGAAGUUAUCAAGAUCAUACGGGAGAACGCUGAUCGACUGAAUUCGGCAAUAGACUACCAACGUGAUUUUAACUACAAUUAUUUCGGUUUUAAGACCUUAGAGCGCUCUUACCUCUUCAAACUGCACGGCAAGGUUCACGAACGUCCGCAACAUAUGCUCAUGAGGGCUUCCGUAGGAAUACAUAAGCGUGACAUCGAUGCCGCCAUUGAGACGUACAAUCUAAUGUCGGAGAAGUGGUUUACCCAUGCUUCACCGACCCUGUUUAAUAGUGGUACUACUAGACCGCAAAUGUCCAGCUGUUUCCUGAUCACAAUGAAAGACGACAGUAUCGAAGGUAUUUAUGACACACUCAAAGAAUGUGCUAUCAUCUCCAAGAAUGCUGGAGUUCCAAUGUUGCGUGUGUUUAAUAACACUGCUCGCUACAUCGACCAGGGUGGAAAUAAACGCCCCGGUGCUUUCGCCGUCUACCUGGAACCGUGGCAUCCGGACGUCCUCCAGUUCAUUGAAAUGCGAAAAAAUACUGGCGCCGAAGAAAUUCGUGGUCGGGAUUUGUUCUAUGCCCUCUGGAUACCGGAUAUCUUCAUGCGACGAGUGGAGGCCAAUGAGGAGUGGACACUCAUGGAUCCACACGAAUGUCCAGGUUUACCUGAUAAGUGGGGUGAGGAAUUUGAGGCCUUGUAUCUGAAAUACGAAGCGGAAGGCCGUGGACGACGCACAUUGCCUGCCCAAGAAGUCUGGCACUCAAUCAUUGAGGCUCAGAUCGAAACCGGAACUCCGUUCAUGCUGUACAAAGACGCUUGCAACAGGAAGUCCAAUCACCAGCAUCUGGGAACCAUUCGGUGUAGUAACCUGUGUACUGAGAUUGUUGAGUAUAGCUCGCCGGAUGAAACUGCAGUUUGCAAUCUCGCUUCUAUCUCCCUUGGACACUUUGUUGAUGCUAAAGAACGUACGUUCGACUUUGAUAGACUGCAGUAUGUGACUCGAGUCAUAACAAGGAACCUGAACCGUGUCAUCGAUAAUUCAUUCUAUCCGGUUGAAGAGGCUCGUCGAUCAAACAUGCGCCAUCGCCCUAUUGGUAUUGGCGUUCAGGGUCUGGCUGAUGCAUUCUUGUUGCUACGUUAUCCGUUUGAUAGCCCGGAGGCUGCAGCGCUCAACAAGCGAAUCUUUGAAACAAUCUACUUUGCCGCUCUUGACGCCUCUUGCGAUCUCGCUAAAGAAGAGGGUCCCUUCGAAACCUAUGAAGGAUGCCCUGUCAGUAAAGGCAUUCUUCAGCCGGACAUGUGGGGUGUAGACACGGAAGAAUUAAGCAAGAUCUCCGGUCUCGACUGGGCAGGUUUACGACAAAGGAUUAAAAAGUACGGUGUCCGAAACAGUCUCCUUCUGGCGCCAAUGCCAACUGCAUCGACAGCACAAAUCCUGGGAAACAACGAGUCUAUUGAACCGUUCACUAGCAACGUCUACUCUCGCCGCGUGCUCAGUGGUGAAUUCCAAAUCGUCAAUCCCUAUCUGAUGGAUGACCUCAACAAAUUGGGAUUAUGGUCCGAAGAACUCAAGUCCGCCAUUGUGGCAAACCAAGGUUCUGUUCAGGAUAUUCAAGGCAUUCCUGAUGAAAUAAAGGCUCUCUACAAAACCAUCUGGGAACUUUCUCAGCGCAAGAUAAUUGACAUGGCGGCCGACCGAGGGCCUUUUAUCGACCAAAGUCAAUCACUCAACUUACAUGUUGCUCAGCCCAACUACGGGAAAAUUACCAGCAUGCACUUUUACGCGUGGAAGAAGGGACUGAAAACCGGCAUGUACUAUUUGCGUACUCGCCCAGCUGCGGACCCCAUAAAAUUCACCAUUGAUAAGACUCGUGUACGUGCUUUGAUGGAACGAGGAGUGACAGUAAAUGUAGGCAACGAGACAACUGGGAAAGGUGACGUCAUUGACGAGCAACAGGAAGCGGAAGAGGAGGAGCGCAUAAUGAAGGAAAUUCAACGUCGGAACAUGGAGGCCAUCACCUGCAGCCUGAAGAAUCCAGAAGGAUAUACUGAUUUUAAUGUAUGGUUUUUUGUGGCUUACUUUACGGCCUUUGAUUUGGUUUGGCUUUAUGUUCCUACUCCGCGAAAGACUGGUGAAAACCCACACCGCAAGGGCACACGAUCAAGCAUUGUUGAUGAAGCUGUAACACCCUUUUGGUACCUAGCUGUCAUGCCACGCAAAGGAUGCACAAAGGCUGAGGCAUUGACUGGUUGCCCAAGCCUAGACAGGAGCAGCCGAGAUCCAUAG